Molecule: messenger RNA, 3089 nt
Organism: Aquila chrysaetos chrysaetos
Lineage: Eukaryota; Metazoa; Chordata; Aves; Accipitriformes; Accipitridae
Gene: LIMK1
Product: LIM domain kinase 1
Biological process (GO): protein phosphorylation; actin cytoskeleton organization; positive regulation of stress fiber assembly
Cellular component (GO): cytoplasm; nucleus; neuron projection
Molecular function (GO): protein serine/threonine kinase activity; ATP binding; protein binding
Source: RefSeq, a predicted model, not a curated record
CAGCGGCAGGGCCGGGGCCGGGGCCGGGGCCGGGGCGAGGGCAGGGCCUGGCGCGGCGCCGGGCAGCGCGGCUGCAUGAGGUUGAUGCUGCUGUGCUGCACCUGGAGGGACGAGCCUAUGGGAGAGGACGAAGGGACCGACCUGCCAGUGUGUGCGAGCUGCGGGCAGGGCAUCUACGAUGGGCAGUACCUGCAGGCACUGAAUGCCGACUGGCACGCCGACUGCUUCCGGUGCUGUGAGUGCGGGGCCUCCCUGUCCCACCAGUACUAUGAGAAGGAUGGGCGCCUGUACUGCAAGAAGGAUUACUGGGCGCGCUUUGGGGAGCUCUGCCAUGGCUGCUCAGAGCAGAUCACCAAGGGGCUGGUCAUGGUGGCCGGGGAGCAGAAGUACCACCCUGAGUGCUUCAGCUGCCUCAACUGCCGCACGUUCAUCGGGGACGGGGACACCUACGCACUGGUGGAGCGCUCCAAGCUCUACUGCGGGCACUGCUAUUACCAGAUGGUGGUGACGCCGGUCAUCGAGCAGAUCCUGCCGGAUUCGCCAGCUUCCCGCAUCCCGCACACCGUCACGCUUGUCUCCAUCCCUGCCUGCUCCGACGGCAAACGCGGCUUCUCCGUCUCCAUUGACCAGGGCUGCGGCACUGAGCACUCCCGCACCGUCCGUGUCCGAGAAGUGGAUCCAGACUGCAUCAGCCCUGACAUGAAGAACUCCAUCCACGUGGGCGACCGCAUCCUGGAGAUCAACGGCACCCCCAUCGGCCACGUUCCCCUGGAUGAGAUCGACCUGCUGAUCCAGGAGACCAGUCGCCUGCUCCAGCUCACCAUCGAACAUGACCCCCACGAGCCCCUUGCCCGCGAGUCGGGGCUUGCCUGCAGCCCCCUGCCCGCCCCGUGCAGCCCCCUGCGCUCCCCUGCCCUCCCGCCCUGUGGGGAGCCCGGUGCCAUGCGCCAGCGGACUGUCACGAGGAGCUGCAGCACGGACAAAUCUCCGGGCUCCGGCUCGGUGGGCUCGCCCGCAUCGCAGCGCAAGGACAUCGGUCGCUCCGAGUCGUUGCGUGUCGUCUCCCGCGCCCAUCGCAUCUUCCGCCCCUCCGACCUGAUCCAUGGCGAAGUGCUGGGCAAGGGCUGCUUUGGCCAGGCCAUCAAGGUGACGCAUCGGGAGACGGGCGAGGUGAUGGUCAUGAAGGAGCUGAUCCGCUUCGACGAGGAGACACAGAGGACCUUCCUCAAAGAGGUGAAGGUGAUGCGCUGCCUGGAGCACCCCAAUGUGCUGAAGUUCAUCGGGGUGCUGUACAAGGAGAAGAGGCUCAACUUCAUCACGGAGUACAUCAAGGGGGGCACCUUGAGGGGCCUCAUCAAGAGCAUGGACAGCCACUACCCUUGGAGCCAGCGGGUCAGCUUCGCCAAGGACAUCGCCGCCGGCAUGGCCUACCUCCACUCCAUGAACAUCAUCCACCGUGACCUCAACUCUCACAACUGCCUCGUGCGGGAGAACAAGAGCGUGGUGGUGGCUGAUUUUGGGCUGGCGCGGCUGAUGGUGGACGAGAAGAACCAGCCCGAACAUCUCAAGAACCUGAAGAAACCGGACCGCAAGAAGCGGUACACGGUGGUGGGGAACCCGUACUGGAUGGCCCCUGAGAUGAUCAAUGGGAGAAGCUAUGAUGAGAAGGUGGACAUCUUCUCCUUUGGCAUUGUCCUGUGCGAGAUCAUCGGCCGGGUGAGUGCCGACCCUGACUACCUGCCCCGCACCACCGACUUCGGCCUCAAUGUCAGGGGCUUCCUGGACCGCUACACCCCCCCCACAUGUCCCCCUAGCUUCUUUCCUAUCGCCGUCUGCUGCUGUGACCUGGACCCCGAGAAGCGGCCAUCCUUCAGCAAGCUGGAGCAGUGGCUGGAAGCCCUCCGCAUGCACCUGGAGAUCCACCUGCCGCUAAGCUCCCAGCUGGAGCAGCUGGACCGAGCCUUCGGGGAGACGCACCGAUGGGGCGAAGGCGGGCUGCCCGCACCCCCCCGAUAGAGCACCCCCACCUGCACCCCCUCUGAAGCCACGGGAGAAGGAGCUGCACCCGCCGCCAGCAUCUCCUCUGGCUGCCACUGCCCCCGGGGCUGGAUCCCUGGGGCUCCCUGGAUGAGCCCCCCUACCCUGUCUCUUCUGCACGGGCUGCCCACGCUGCUGCCCGCACUGGUGCCCACAACAUCCCUGGGAGCUGGCUCUUCCCGGGGCUGCACGGCCCCUUUGCAUCCCCCCCGACACCGUAGCUCUUACCCCCAGGACAAGCCCGGCUGGCCACACCGCAGGGACUGUCCCCAUGUCCCCCCCCGCCCCGUCCCGGCUCGCUUCGCCUUUGCACGCCCGGGGGCUGCGUGGCCGCCGCACCCGCACGAGCCCCGUGGGCUCCCCCGUACAGAGCCGCGGCCUCGCGGCGGUGCCUUGGCUUUCCGUGAACUUGCACUGCGACACAGGAGGGACCCCCUGGUUCCUUUGGGGGGCGGUGGAAUGUGGCCCCCGGCCCCCCCAAGGGAGCACGGGUCCUGGGGCAGCCUUGUAGCAAUGCCCUCGUCCUCGGCCGGACACUCACGCUGCUUCUACCAGCACCCCAGGCUCGGGGGGCUGCCGGCACCCCUGGCCGAGUGAGGGGUCCAUGGUGGGGGGGGGGUGACACCCCCAUGGCAUGGGGACAGGCACGUAGCGGUCCUCACCUCCUCCACAUCCCUGCUGCCCGUGCUACUCCGUGACCGCGCAUCCCUGGGGAUGAUGACAGGUGGUCCAGAGGGAUGCGGGGAUGCGGCUUGUCUCCCUUGACCAGGGGUGGUUGGGGGGGUUGCGCCACGCGGUGCUUUUCAUGCUCUUUAUUCAGGUUCAUUUUUCUGUAAGAUAUUUAAAGAGAAGAGUUUGUAUUAUUUUUUCAUACGACGUAGCGUUUGCCAUUUGUCACUGCCUCGGUUCUGCUUUCCCGAAGGGAUGAAACUGUGAAGCCUCUCCGCGCACUUUGCCCGGGAAGUCCAAGGCGACGUCCUCUCCGGAGGUGGGAAGGGAGCUCAAACUGUGAUGUACCCCGAGCCGUGAGUCAAUAAAUCCUUCCCCGCUCA